Phragmites australis (common reed) is the source of this 795-nucleotide messenger RNA. RefSeq lists its product as uncharacterized. The record is from RefSeq and is a predicted model, not a curated record. Gene Ontology annotation, molecular function: protein binding. Lineage: Eukaryota; Viridiplantae; Streptophyta; Magnoliopsida; Poales; Poaceae.
AUGUCGGCCGGCGUGGCGAAGAGAGAUGACGAGGACGAGUGGCCUCCGGAGGCGACCCUCCUCGUCACGGCCUACCACGGCAACGUCCGCCGCCUCAAGGAGAUCGCGAGGCGCCUGGACGAGGACGGGAGGGGGGUCGCUUCCACACUCCGCCGCACCACCUUCGACGGCAUGAACGCCCUCCACGCUACCUGGUCGAGGAGGUCAGGAUGGACGUCAACAAGCGUAACACCUCUAAAGGUACUAACUAGUCCACGACUGAUUCACGCAUUCCCGUUCUCUGGUAGGACCAUGACAUCCCUGCAGCAUGCGGUGUUCAGUGGGAACCUGCCUGUCGUGAGGUAUCUUCUUGAUCACCAUGCUGAUGUCCAUCAAGAAACUCAUCUAGAAUGUCGGGAAGGAAGUACUGCUCUUCAUACAGCCGCAAAGAAAGGACGGUGCGAAAUAGCAAAAUUUCUGCUUUCUAGGGGAGCUCAUGUUGAUGGCAAAUCAUGCCGAGUGACACCGCCACUACAUCUUGCUGUUCUUGGAGGACAUGAUAGUGCACUGAAGAUUUUAUUGGACCACCAUGCAGAUUUACCACGGAGCAGCAGGAGCGUCAACCCUGAGUGCAUAGUCAAGGACAUAACAUUACGAACUCCUUCCUUAUCUUGUCUGAAGCUAUUGAUUCAGGUUGGAGCUGAAGUGAAUGGCAUUGCUGGUCCUUUGGCAAGAGCUGCACAGGAAGGUUUAACUGAAGCUACUAAGCUGUUGUUGGAGGCUGGUGCAAAUCCCAACAUUCCUGACAUGUUGUAG